AUGCUCUACUCCGACUUCCAGGCCCGCCUCGACGACAACCUCGCCGACUAUGGCUUGACGGUUGAGGGCAUCCUACGCGUCCCUCACUUCCAGUCUAUCGACCGGAAGCAGAAGACCGCCAUUAUGAGCAGCAUCCACGCGGCGCUCGACACUCGUCCCGACCUCCUGGUCGCGUGGAUGGCCGAAAUCGCCUCCCCCGACGAGCCGUUCACAAGCUUUGCGUCAAUUCUUUUUAUCCUCAUGCACCAAGUGGUGACAUCCGCAGAGGACGAUGCCAAGCAGGCAGAGUCGGAUGCGGUGGUCAAGGCCGAGGCUGCGACUGCCCGCGCUGUCGCCGCGGCACAGGACAAGUGCAAGGCCGAGGCUGAGGCGUCCACCAAGGCUGCGGUCGCGGACGCUGUGGCCGAAGCAAACGCUGAGGCGUCCAAGACCAUUGCCAUGUACGCCGCCAUGGCCAAGUUGGCCACCGUGUCCGAGCAUGGGAUCUGUGUCGUCUGCCAGGACAAGAAGGCUGACACGAUGCCCCACGCCUGUAACCACGUCAUGAUGUGUGAGGAUUGUGCCAAGGUGCUUCACGGAACCGGCUCCCCCUGCCCUGGAUGCAAGGAGACCCGGUAUCGCGAGGAGCAGUGGAAGGUGUUUCUGAUUUAG
Cutaneotrichosporon cavernicola is the source of this 651-nucleotide messenger RNA. RefSeq lists its product as uncharacterized. The transcript is spliced from 3 exons. Bases 1 to 651 code for a protein of 216 amino acids. NCBI's taxonomy places the organism in Eukaryota, Fungi, Basidiomycota, Tremellomycetes, Trichosporonales, Trichosporonaceae. The record is from RefSeq and is a predicted model, not a curated record.